Biomphalaria glabrata is the source of this 2712-nucleotide messenger RNA. RefSeq lists its product as uncharacterized. The transcript has 20 exons. NCBI's taxonomy places the organism in Eukaryota, Metazoa, Mollusca, Gastropoda, Planorbidae. Bases 50 to 1597 code for a protein of 515 amino acids. The record is from RefSeq and is a predicted model, not a curated record.
AAAAAAUAUUCUUUAAAUAGUAGCCCACUUCGUGCAGUAAUCCACAAAGAUGAAAGGGUCAACCACUACACCAAACUCAAAAAUAACCAUAUGUUGUCACAGUUCACAAUCUCAGGAGAGAUUGGAACGUAAGGUCAUCACAGAUUACAACGAGCUACUUAAGAGAAAAAUCUCCCAUGCUUUCCUGGGAAGGGUAGCGAUUUCUAACAUCCUUCAUGUCUUCAAUGCCUACAACGUACAUGUGUUGAACAGUAGAGAUAUCGAGGAGAUACAAAAGACAGUGGACAAAAAGGGAGAAUACAAAGGUGGCGAGAAAUUGCUGAACAGACUCUGUGUUUAUGAAGGUUGGUUUGAGUGCCUGCUCAAAGUGUUAAAAGACCCUUCUGUUAAAUUGAGCCAUGUAGCAAGAAAUUUAGAAACUUUGAAAGAUGAAUUAAACCAGGAAGAUCUUCAGGGCUUUUUGGCGCAAAGAGAAAGCAGCGAAGAUGAGGGUAACUACUCAUCCGGCGGUUCCAGUAUUGUGAGUGAAAAUCUGAGACAAGAUGUUGCUGAUAAAAACAAAAUUGUUGAGGAACUCAAAACCCAAGUUUUGACGCUGAAAUCAGAGCUAGAGAGAGAAAGAGAAAAGGGAACUAUCUCGGAGAAUGAAAUCAAGCGGCUCAAUGAACUGCUAAAUGAAAGUACAGAACAACUUUUAGAAAAGACAAGAGAAUUAGAUCUUCUGAAAGACUCAAUUAGUAGGACUUCUUCUUUAGAAACGGACAGCGCUAUAUCUCUGGACGACAUUGACUUUGCCACACCGCUUAAAAUUGUGGAUUCUGAACACAGUACUGGUGAUCUACUUUGCAAAAAGUGUCACCACAGUGUGGCUAAAGUUGAGGACCUUCUCUCAAUACCAACACCUGUUGCACUUAAGAAGUCACGUGACGCCAUCUGUAAAAGUCGACAAAUUCUGACACAGCUGUUCAAAAAUCCACAAGAUCAAUACUUCGAAGUUGUAACACUAAAAGACUCGAAAGUUCGGAGACAAGUGGAGAAAUACAAUACAAACCUCUGGUAUCCUGGUUUUGCUUGGAGCUACGCUCAUUGCUCUAACUGUUUGAUACAACUUGGAUGGUCUUUUAGUGAAAUUAAAGAUGCCGAAGACAAAGUAGCAGCGGAAAUGACGUCAUUCCAUGGAUUGGUCUACAGGAAACUCAAGCUUGACGGAAACAUGUUUACGUGUAAAGAGUGUUCCAACCCAUUAGCCAAUGCCAAACACACUCAUCACAUUAAAAGCGAGGCAGCUUUGAGAGAAGAAACUGAGAAUAACUUCACACUACAGCUGUUCAAGAAUCCAGGCGAACACUUUUAUGAUGUCAUCACAUUUCUCACUGCAAACGUAUAUAGCAGCACAAGGUCAUUUGCCGCCCACACUUGGUAUGAGGGCUACAGUUGGAGCAUUGCGAACUGUCCGAAAUGUGAUGUCCAUGUGGGGUGGACCUACUAUGCUAUGAAGGAUGAAUUUCACCCAUUUAAGGCUCACAUUUCAACUUUUGAUGGACUCAUUAUGGAUAAGUUGUAUUUCAAGUUGUCACUCGAUGCAAUGAAGAAGUAAAGUUUGAUGCUAGAAAUCACAAAGUCCUGAUCAACAUGGGACAUGGGCACAAAAUAGUACAAUAUUUAGAGUCUUCUUCUUCUAAUUGAAACUGUCCAGGUAGAGUUGAGCCUUCAGCUCUUGGAACUCUAAGCCAGCAAAAGUGAACUGAGCUCCCUCUCACUGGCCUGAAAGAGAACUGUGUACACUGUUCUGUCUGACGGGUGGGUCAGACUCGCGGCAAGAGGCCUCGAACACUAAGACCCCUCGCCAUUUUCCUUUUCUAUACCAAGCUAACCGAGCCAACUUAUAAAGUUAUAUAUACACAUUUACGAUAUGGCAUUACGUUAUCAUUUACAUAAUCAACUCUUUUUUUUUAUUCAAAUGUUGAAAACUGAAUAAAAAACAAUGAUUUUGGCUCCUGUGUGUUUUUCUGUAAUUACAUUUUGUAGGUCUAAUAGUCUGGAAGGUCAAAGUUUUCUUGGUUCCGGCUAUAUUGCAUAGUGUAUAUACUUUACAAACUCUAGUUUUCGGCAGCAGUUUUAUUUGUUUUGUCUGCGGCAGUGGGGUCAAACCCUUCGGUCACUGCAAAACAUGAAACUCUUGAAACUUAUCCUCAGAGACUUCAGUCUGCGUUGUGAACAAGCUGUAUUAGACCAUCAUUGGUCUAGGGCAAAUGCCCUUUGCAAUUAUCACACUUAAUAUGUGUAGGCCCGUGGGCGUAGCGAGGUGGGGGAGGGGGGGGGUUCAAACGAACCCCCCCCCCCUCCCCCGAAAUGAAAUCCCAUUAAAUUAGGUUUUUGAAAUAAAACUUUUUAAUAGCUGGAAAAUGCACAGUAGAUACCUCAGAAUAUGCAUUUUGUUGGCUUUUAAUAUCAGAAAUAGUGCUUGGCGGCGGUGCUCUGCCCCCAGACCCGCUUGCUGGCAAUUGCGGGGAGUCUACAAUUUUCCCCAAUAACUCCAGGAAGAACCUAUUCUAGGGCACAAUAAGCGUCUUCCGAAAGAAUGAGGGGUCAGAAUGUAAUAAAGAUUAUGCACACACACACACACAUACAUAUACAAUAUAUUUUUUCGCGGGGGUGGGGCGAGGGGGGGGGGGAGAAAAAAAUCUCUCCCCCCCGAAAAAAAAAAUCCUG